CAGGGUCACAGAAUAAAUGCGCCGUUUCAUCUGUCAUGGAAAAACGUGAAAUAUUUGUGCAUGCUGUGUCUAAGGAGCUGAUUGGAGAAUUUUUGCAAUUCAUUCAACUUGAUGAAGAUGCUUCUGACCCUUUCAGCCUAAAUGAAUUACUAGAUGAAUUAUCAAGGAAACAGAAAGAGGAGCUCUGGAAGAGGCUCAAGACUCUGUUAACAGAUGUGCUGCUAGAAAGCCCCGUGGAGGGAUGGGGGGCCCUGGAAGCCCAGGGGGAAGGCAGUAUGGAAACAGACCGCCAUUCAAAAAUGAAAAAAACCCUAGAAAUAACCCAUGCAAUUACAUCUGUGAUUCUUGCUUCUGUGUCUGUCAUCAAUGAGAGUGAGAACUAUGAGGCCUUGCUGGAGUGUGCUGUUAUACUGAAUGGUAUUUUGUAUGCACUACCUGAAUCGGAACGAAAGCUGCAGAGCUCCAUCCAGGGCUUGUGCGUGACGUGGUGGGAGAAGGGCCUGCCUGCCAAAGAGGACAUGGGGAAGACCGCUUUCACCUUGCUGCUCAGGAAGAGCCUCCAGACGAAAACCGGUGCAGACAUAAGUCGGCUUUGGCAUGUUCAUCAAGCUUUGUAUUGCUUUGAUUAUAAUUUGGAGGAAAGUAGAGAAAUUAAAAAUAUGCUACUUGAGUGCUUCAUAAGUGUUAAUUAUAUCAAGAAAGAAGAGGGAAGAAGAUUUCUUAGUUCUCUCUUCAGUUGGAAUUCAAAUUUUAUUAAAAUGAUCCAUGGAACCAUUAAAAAUCAGUUACAGGGAUUACAGAAAUCCUUGAUGGUACACAUUGCAGAAGUCUAUUUCAGAGCUUGGAGAAAGGCUUCCGGGAAGAUAUUGGAGACGAUCGAAAGUGACUGCAUCCAGGUCUUCAUGUACCACGGGAUUCACCUCCCGCGGAGGUCUCCAGUGCACGCCAGAGUGCGGGAGGUGCUGAGUUACUUUCACCAUCAGAAGAGAGUUCGGCAAGGCGUGGAGGAGAUGCUCUACCGGCUGUACAAGCCCAUCCUCUGGAGAGGCCUGAAGGCCAGGAACUCAGAGGUUCGCUCCAAUGCUGCACUGCUGUUCGUGGAAGCAUUUUCUAUUAGGGAUCCAAACUUCAAUGCUAUUGAAAUGGACAGUGAAAUUCAGAAGCAGUUUGAAGAGCUCUAUAGCCUUUUAGAAGAUCCAUAUCCAAUGGUCCGAUCCGCAGGGAUCCUUGGAGUUUGUAAGAUAACUUCCAGAUACUGGGAGAUGAUGCCUCCGACAAUUCUCAUUGACCUCCUCAAGAAAGUGAUGGGGGAUCUGGCGUUUGAUGCAAGCUCAGCCGAUGUGCGUUGUUCUGUCUUUAAGUGUCUACCGAUAAUUUUGGAUAACAAAUUAAGCCACCCAUUAUUAGAACAGCUUUUGCCAGCCCUAAAAUACAGUCUCCAUGACAAUUCGGAGAAAGUGAGAGUGGCUUUUGUGGAAAUGCUCUUGAAAGUUAAAGCCGUAAGGGCUGCCAAGUUUUGGAAGAUAUGCCCCAUGGAGCAUAUUUUGGUUCGUCUGGAAUCAGAUUCCAGGCCUGUGUGUCGGCGCCUGGUGAGCCUCAUCUUUAACUCUUUCCUGCCCGUGAACCUGCCGGAGGAGGUGUGGUGUGAGCGCUGCGUCACGCUGCUGCAGAUGAACCACGCUGCUGCCAGGAGGUUCUACCAGUACGCCCACGAGCACACCGCCUGCACCAACAUAGCAAAGCUGAUUCAUGUGAUUCGCCAUUGCUUAAAUGCCUGCAUCCGGAAGACAAUCCGAGAGCGCCAGGAGGAGGACGAGGAGCGGGAGAAGGAGAACGUGAGUGUUCUGGAUAAAACCCUGUCCGUUAGCGAUGCUGCCUCCAUGGCAGGUUUGCUAGAAAUCAUCGUGAUUCUCUGGAAGAGCAUUCACAGAAGCAUGGAGAAGAACAAAGAGGCCAGACUCUACACCAUCGACAAGUUCGCCUCUGUGCUCCCUGAGUACCUGAAGGUGUUCCAGGAUGACCGCUGCAAGAUCCCUCUCUUCAUGCUGAUGUCCUUCAUGCCGCCUUCCUCCGUGUCCGCCUUCAGCUGCGGCGUGAUUUCCACCCUGAGAAACCAAGAGCAGGGGGCUGCGGACAGGAGCUACUGCACGCUGCUGGACUGUCUCUGCUCCUGGGGACACGUCGGGCACGUUCUGGAACUGGUCUGCGACUGGCUGCCAGAGGAGCCCCCCCAGGGAAAGACUAACUCAGCAUCUAAGCGGAAGGUUCAAAUCCAUGACCCACGCCCCUUGAAGCCCGAAUUGGCAUUGGUUUACAUAGAGUACUUGCUGACCCACCCAAAGAACCGAGAAUGCCUGCUCUCUGCGCCCCGGAAGAAGCUAAGCCACCUUCUGAGAGCACUUGGAAUGUCCAAGAUGGAUCUGGAAUCAAUUCUUCAGCCGCCUGGUGGGAAAGCUGAGUACUUCGGUGAAACGGCUGCCCUGCGAGCCUUCAGCCUGCACUGCCGGCUGAGCAUCCACCUUCAGCACAAGUUCUGCACAGAAGGAAAAGUUUACCUGACUACUUUGGAAGACACUGGGUUUUGGUUAGAAAGCAAGGUUUUAUCUUUUAUUCAUGAUCAAGAAGAAGACUAUCUGAAACGCCAUCGGCUUAUUUAUCAGCAGAUCAUCCAGACCUACCUGACUGUGGGCAAAGAUGUGGUGAUGGUCGGCCUUGGAGAUGGCAAGUUUCAGAUACAGCUUUUACAUUGGAGUCUCAGAAUCAUGCACACAGUGAAGGGAUUCUUUUAUGUUUCAUUACUUCUUGGCAUUCUAAAAGAGGUAACUGAAAGUUCCUUAAAGCAGAAAACAGAUUCAGACGAAGAAGUUGCAACGCUGUUUGAUAUGAUCCAGAAAGUCUUUCAGAAAAUGUUGGAGUGUAUGGCCUGGAGCUUUAAGAAGAAACCGGAAGAAGGCCUGCGGGUUUCUGAUGUAGAAGACCUUUCCCCCCCAGAGUAUCUUUCAGACCUGCCCCCAUUUUCAAGGUGUUUAAUAGGAAUAAUCAUAAAAUCUCCGAAUGUGGUCAGGUCAUUUUUAGAUGAGUUAAAGAUGUGUGUUACUUCUGACGAUAUUGAAGGAAUUGUGUGUCUCACGGCUGUUAUGCAUAUUAUUUUGGUUAUCAAUAAAGGUAAGCAUAAAAGCUCCCGAGUGAAGGAUGUUGCAGCUGCCGUUCACAGGAAACUGCAGACAUUCAUGGAGAUCACUUUGGAAGAGGACAGCAGGGAAAGAUUUCUCUACGAAUCAUCAUCAAGAACGUUGGGAGCAUUUUUGAAUUCAUAACCGAGCCAUCAUCUUUGGUUAUGUAAAAAACAGAGAAAAGGAACUUACAGGAAAUGAGAUGAAUAUGUAUUUCCCUCGUGUUUUUAAUAUUAAUAUCUCAUGUAAUGGAGAAGGUGGGAUUUGGGGAAGUGUGAGUAGGAAGCUCAAAGGUUUUUAAAUGUUUGCCUAGUGCCUGCCCAAUAAUACAGUUAAUAUAAAGGGCUCAGGAAAUCCGGGUGCAAAGAAAAAGACACCUUUCUAGCACACCUGGUUGUUUUAAAAUGCCACAUAUAUAUGUGUAUAUAUACUAUUGCUUGCAAACUGUAAUAAAGCAAAGAA
This is a messenger RNA of Pipistrellus kuhlii (Kuhl's pipistrelle), 3635 nucleotides long. Its product is annotated as condensin-2 complex subunit G2. The record is from RefSeq and is a predicted model, not a curated record. The transcript has 3 exons. Gene Ontology annotation, biological process: mitotic sister chromatid segregation. Gene Ontology annotation, cellular component: nucleus; condensin complex. Lineage: Eukaryota; Metazoa; Chordata; Mammalia; Chiroptera; Vespertilionidae. The coding region runs from base 36 to 3317 and encodes 1093 amino acids.